Molecule: messenger RNA, 3068 nt
Organism: Ananas comosus (pineapple)
Lineage: Eukaryota; Viridiplantae; Streptophyta; Magnoliopsida; Poales; Bromeliaceae
Product: zinc finger CCCH domain-containing protein 54-like
Exons: 8
Coding region: 160-1842 (560 amino acids)
Molecular function (GO): RNA binding; metal ion binding
Source: RefSeq, a predicted model, not a curated record
CCACACUACGCCCCCCUCACUCUUUAGGAGGCACUCAACACGAACACAAACGCAAACACAACACAACGCAACACAGUGUGAGAGAGAUGUAAAGAGAGAGUGAGUGUGCGAAGAGCGGGGGACAAGAAGAAACAAAGGGAAGGUACUGUGACGCUGUAAAUGGAUUUCUCUGAACUGACGAAGGUUAUACUCAACAGAAUUAAGAAUGUGGAGUCCGAGAAUGCUAUAAAGAUUCUAGGAUGUAUAUUUCUGACUACUCCAGAUGAGGAAAGAAUGAUUCAGUUAGCCCUUGGGCCCGACGAGGAUUUCCUUUCUGUUGUUAAUGAAGCAACGAUGACGCUAAAGAUAUUCUUAUCUUCCAAGGUCCCAGCUUUUCCGGCUGAGUCUGUGACCGAUUACGGCAUUGGCCGCCAAUUAGUUUCUUUUUCUAAUAGUAUUGGGCAACGCUAUUUAUCUACUCCAACUGUAUCAGCAGGGGUUCAGGCCCCCCCUCCUAAUCAGUUUGGCCCUAAUUUGUACUCAGACUCUAUUAGUAGUGACGAAUCCAAUCUUCCUAGCCACGCUCAAUUCUUGAGCUUGGAGGAUCAUGAGUUCAGUGCCGUGCACACAGUGGGGCACGACACAUUUGGCAGUAAUCAUUACCACCAAGAAGACGGUCUCGGUAGUUGCAGCCCUACUUCCAGGACUAGCAGGAGAACGGUGAGCCUAGGUGAAUUACCUUUCAAGCCUUGCCAUUAUUUUCACAAAGGAUACUGUAAGCACGGCGCCAGCUGCAGCUAUUAUCAUGGCCAUCUCUCUCUAAAUGACUAUUCUUUGAUGAGUAGCAGCUCAAACAUGAAUGAGAUGACCAUUGAAGACCAAGACAUCUUACCUGGCUCACUUGAGAAGCUAGAAAUGGAACUUGCGGAGCUCCUGAAGGAGAGGAAGGGAAUCCCUGUUUCAAUUGCUUCACUGCCCAUGCUUUACUUGGCAAAGUAUGGUAGAACUCUGCAGGCAGAAGGAUACCUAACAGAAAGCCAAAGACACGGAAAGGCUGGUUUCAGCUUGACGAAGUUGCUGGCCCGCUUAAAUAAAAGUAUAUGGCUCAUAGAUAGGCCUCACGGACAACACUCGGUGAUACUAGCAGAAGAUGCUCCAAAGUGCAUGGAAUAUAGGAAUGAUGGAAUAAAUACUGGAGCAAGCUCGCGUCAGAUUUAUUUAACUUUCCCUGCAGAUAGCACUUUUACUGAGGAUGAUGUCUCCAACUAUUUCAAGCAGUAUGGGCCAGUAAGUGAUGUGAGAAUUCCUUGUCAAGAUAAGCGCAUGUUUGGAUUUGUAAGCUUUGAUCAUCCAGAGACUGUAAAGUUAAUACUAUCAAAGCGAAAUCCCCAUUAUAUAUCUGGUGCUCGGGUUCUUGUUAAACAGUAUAAGGAGAAGUCGAGGAUCAUCAAUAAUAGAAGUUAUAUGGACAAAAUGGAGCCUGCAAUGUAUCCUUAUUACCUUAGAAUGGACCCUGUAAUGCAUGCAAUGCAAAGAGAGUCAGGUAGAUCGAGGGUAAUCAGGAGGCAACAACUAGAAGAACAAGAAAAGUUGGCUGAACUUGAGCAAAGGAGACUAUCGGAACUGAACUUGACCUCCAAGCCGCUUUCUCGACCUUCCUAUUUCGUUGGUAGUAUGGAAGCUGUAGUAACAGAAGAUCAUUUCAGUAAUGCUCUUGAUGCCUCAAAUAAUGUGAGUCCAAAUAAUAAUAAAUCCAGACACUGUAGCAACAGUCAUGGCGACCAAGAGAGUGGACAAAUUGAUUUGCCAGAUAGCCCCUUUGCAUCUCAUCCGGUUGGAAGCAGUAUCUCAGCUGUCAUCUAAAAACAGAACUUUGAGAAGGAAGGCAUGGCAGUCCACUUCUGACAGUCUCAGAUGUAUAUGGUUUUCAUAGAAAUUAUUUAGUUGUACACCUAACAGCCAGAGUGAGCAAAUGUUUCUCUAGUAAGUUUAACAAGAAAAGGGGGAAGUAUAUGAUAGAACUUGACAUAGGAGGUGGUAAUAGCUGAAGCAAAUAUUAGAAUUGAUGUUCCUAAAUAGAUACAUGAGUGGUUUAAUAGUUGGCAAGCGUGCAGAGUUCAGAGGGAAAUUAUGGUGUGGUAGAUUAGUUAACUAAAAAGAGGAAGACGACCAGCGGUCCUCAUAUAAAGAUGAAAGACAGUACUUGCUACUCGGUUGGUUGGUUUGGAAAUAAACUCGUGUGUUAGUGGGCAUUAAGGUAACAGUGACCAUCUCGUGCUAUUACAAAGAAAAUUUCCCCACGCCACUCUGAUGUUUAUGAGCAAUCAAAAUUUAUGUGUAAUGGUUCUUACACUUCAGUUAUCGUUUUCUUUGUGGCUAUUGAUUGGACGGAUCUCUUUGCUUGUCCGCUCAAAACUCUCCAUAACUCUUUCUGGCCAAAAUCUAAGAUAGUGUGCUGUGUGCAAGUAUUUGUGUACAAGGUGUGUGGCGUUUACAUUUCUGUAUUUUUCUACUUCAUGUCUCUUGAUUGCUUGUCAUUUCGAUUUUGGUUUGUUUUCCCGGUGAAAAUGUAAUAACAAGAUAAGAGCAGCUUGCUUCAGUGUGAUAUGACUGUUGCCCGCUUGGCGGAAGGAACGAUCUUGCAUAAGUUGUCCCUUUAUAGCAAAAUAUAUUGCACGCAAUGGAACAAGUGAUUCACGUUUUAGAACACGGAUAUAGUUGCCCUCAGUUCUAUUGAGUGACUACCGUCAACUAUUAUGUCAGCAUAAAUCUGCAUUUCUGGCCGCCUGUCGUCAGGAGAGCUUGUUACAUGAUGGAGGCAUUUAUAAGAAACUGCGUACCGUACACAAUGGACUUUAGUAUCAAGCUUUGCCUUUAGAUGCUGCAGUGUAUGCCAUAGAUUUGCUGUAUUGCUUUCUGCCAAGAUUUGUUGGGUGUUCUUUGAGUAAUUAAUCGUCAUUCCUUGUUGAUAUACUGCAACCCUUUGUUCCUGUUUGUGAUAGAAACACUGUCGCCAUGCAGGUUUCUCUAACAAAUUUAUUUAAAACCUUUCGUAUGGACUGCCUGAGUAAUGGCUACUUUUUUUUUUU